AUGGAAUCACCACACAAGAUAGUUCUCAUCCCCGAGGUACUGGAACAAGUCCUCGUGGAGCUUGACGCAACCACCCUCCUUCUCUCCCAACGCGUCUGCCACCUCUGGAACUCACUGAUCGAGACAUCCCCGACCCUCCAAAGAGCCUUAUUCUUCCGCCCUGAGAAGCAGUCACCAACCGAAGACCAGAAUCCCAAGCGCACCACAAACCCCUUCAUGGACAAGCUCCUGAAGCACUUCGUCAGCAACCCUAGAUCAGUCAACAGCACACAAGAUAGCAGCAACUGGCUUCGUCUAUUCAUGUCCCUACAAACAACGAAUCAUCAAAGGCUAGGACGCAAGCAGCACCCCUACUCCCGCCCCGAAGCCAGCUGGCGAGAAAUGCUCCUCGACCAACCACCAACCCCGAGUAUACCGGUCAGGGAUGACCUCACUCCCCUGAAGAUAUUAGGGGUACUCUGCGACGAGAGAAAGUCCGUCCUCAGACUAAAGCAUCUAGAGACGCUUGUUCAGUGGGGUUGCCAGCACACGCCACCCCACCAGCAGCGUCUCCGGAAAGCGGGGGAGCUUUUUGUCACCGACUCCAAGCUGUGGAAGUGGAUCAUGCUGUUCAAAUUUGAGUGGAAUCGAAUGUACGUACACGAACUAAUCUUGGAGCGUUGA
Molecule: messenger RNA, 663 nt
Organism: Aspergillus neoniger CBS 115656
Lineage: Eukaryota; Fungi; Ascomycota; Eurotiomycetes; Eurotiales; Aspergillaceae
Exons: 2
Coding region: 1-663 (220 amino acids)
Molecular function (GO): protein binding
Source: RefSeq, a predicted model, not a curated record